UCAGAGUGUGUUGGAAGCCUGGUGCUGUUCUCCAGUGAGCCUCGCUCCAGUCGUUUAGUCACACAGAAACCAGAGCAGAGACGGAGGAGGAAGAGCAGAGCAGGGACACAAGAGGAGGUCUGAGGACACUAUCCGUAUGCACUGACCCUUGUAUUUAACACAUGUAGACAUACAUGCACACGCGCUGCGUUGAUAGAGUGUAAAGAAGGACCAUCUAUAUAAACAUACAAGCUGUCACGGUGCAACACGUGUAUGCAGCGAGCCCUGGACGACUGGACUUCUGUCUGACUUCUGACCGGACACAUAGCACUCCAGCAGCCCAUUACACGAGUGUGUGUGUAAGUGUGUGUGAUCACACCGGAGAUGCCCUCCAGACGUUCUCCCAGUAGGAGGUCCAGCAUGGGGAUGGAUGACACAUGUUCUACAUCGACUGUGAUCCUUACAGCAUUCUGAUCCACCAAAGGAAAUACUGGCCCAAGACUGACCGCUAAACAGAAGAAAAGUCGUCCCGAAGCCAACGAUAAAAGGACUUUACUUUUCAACCUUUCCCCCAGGCUGGUAUGAUGUUGUGGAACAAGUUUGCCUACCACUUGCUUUCGUUGGCAGCCCUACUGGUGGCAGUGGGCUGCAGCGGGGGGGAGCAGAGAAAAGGGGCAGAUAGCAGUGCCAGCAGCGCAGGACAGGGCAGUACAGGUGGCAGCACGGGUAGCAGUAGCAGCAGUAGUAGUAGUGAAAGUAGUAGUAGCAGUAAUCUGAGGUACCACAGAGUCCAGCAUGGACAGUGCACCUACACCUUUAUCCUACCUGAGGGCGAUGGCAGCGGAGGGAAUUCAUGCCGACAAGGGAAAACAGCGACCCAGUUUAACAGCGCCAAUGCGCUGCAGAGAGACGCUCCACCACUGGAACAGGACUUCGCUUCCCAGAAGAUCCAACACCUGGAGCAUGUCAUGGAAAACUACACUCAGUGGCUGCAGAAGAUUGAAAACGACAUAAAGGAGAGCAUGAAGACAGAGAUGGCCCAGCUGCAGCAGAGUGCCGUUCACAAACACACGGCCGCCAUGUUGGAGAUGGGCACCAACCUCCUGUCCCAGACGGCCGAGCAGACGCGCAAGCUAACGGAUGUGGAGACGCAGGUUCUGAAUCAAACCUCCAGACUAGAGAUUCAGCUGCUUGAGAACUCCCUGUCCACCAACAAGCUGGAGAAGCAGCUCAUGGUGCAGACCAACGAGAUCAGAAAGCUCCACGACAAGAACGGGUUCCUGGAGCAGAAGAUGCAGGAGAUGGAGUCUCGUCAUCGGGAGGAGCUGGGGACGCUGCGGGAGGAGAAGGGCAGCCUGCAGGUUCUGGUGGGGAAACAGAGUGGGGUGAUCCGUGAGCUGGAGACCCAGCUGACCAGGGCCACGGGCAACAGCACCGCCAUGCAGAGGCAGCAGCAGGAAAUGAUGGACACAGUGCACAACCUCAUCAGCCUCUGCAACAAGGACGGAGUAGUCCCAAACAGCACGAAGCGGGUGGACGAAGAGAAGAAGUUUCGGGACUGUGCCGAUCUGUACCAAGCUGGUUUCUACAAGAAUGGGGUCUACACCAUACAUAUUAAUGUCCAGGAGACCAAAAAGGUAUAUUGUAACAUGGAGACCGCUGGCGGUGGAUGGACGAUCAUCCAGCAAAGAGAGGAUGGCAGCGUGGACUUCCAGAAAACAUGGAAGGAGUACAAGAUGGGCUUUGGGAUGGUUUCUGCAGAGCACUGGCUGGGGAAUGAGUUUGUAUACCUGCUGACCAGCCAGAGGCAGUACGCCCUCCGUGUGGAGCUCACUGACUGGGACGGACACCAGGCCUUCUCCCUGUAUGACCGCUUUCACAUCGACAGUGAGAAACGCAACUACAGACUGUUCCUGAAGAGUCACAGUGGGACAGCGGGCAGGCAGAGCAGUCUGGUGAUCCACGGAGCAGACUUCAGCACCAAGGACAUGGACAACGACAAUUGCAUGUGCAAGUGUGCCCUCAUGCUCACAGGGGGUUGGUGGUUCGACGCCUGCGGCCCGUCCAACCUCAACGGAAUGUACUUUACCAAAGGGCAACACGUCGGGAAGCUAAAUGGCAUCAAGUGGCACUACUUUAAGGGUCCCAGCUACUCGCUACGAGCAACAACCAUGAUGAUUCGUCCGCUGGACUUCUCAUAGACAUUGAGUGCGUCCGAAAUGGCACCCUAUUCCCUAUAUAGUGCAAUACUUCAAAUUAGUGCACUAUAUAGGGAAUAGGGCGCCAUUUCAGAUGCAACGUUAGACUUUCUGCCCAGGCUCUCUGUAAGGCCAAUGGGACAACUAUAUUAGGAGGAACGCUUCCUGCUUUACCCUGUUACUAUCGUCUCACCAUAACGACUUUGGAGUUUGUCCGGGGGUGAACUCUACACCACCUGGCUGUUGCUUGGUAACUUUACUCCAGGAGUCAGCCUGGAAGUGUAGUUGGAGAGAAGAGGGCUUGUGGAAUGAGAGAGGGUCUCGUCUUAUCACAGAGCUCAACUGCGAAGUUGGAGGACAAACUGCUCUUUUUGAUAUUUGAGGCAUGAACUCAAGUAGAGUUCAGCUCUCACCCCAGGCCUGUGGACUCUCACCUCAGGCCUGUGGACUAUUGGGGUAGACUUUUCUCCUUUUUGGGAACUGACUGCAACAUGGCAGCUUUGUCUGCAUAUGUAGACUACAUGACAGACUACACAACUACCCAUAGACUACAUGACAGACUGCAUAGACUCCUUCAGACUACAUGACUCCCUAUGAACUCUGUGCAUCUGGAAUGUCCUCACAACCAUACGGGAGAUAUAGACGUUGCACAAAGACAUUGGGACUUUGAACAAUGUUUUGUAUUUCAUGCUUUUUAUUCCUAUAUAGCCUAAUACAUUUGGAAUGACAUUAUGUUUUUUGCAUAAGUCUCUCUGGAUCGUUUCUGGAGAGGAAAAGUCACAAGCUUACAGCUUACAAGGUCAACUUCAGUAUAAUGUUGGUCUUAUAUGUACUGCGGACUCCAAAGGCAGUUCUGCGAACAAGCCUGGCUGAGUCGAUGGUUUUGCUGCCACUUAUAUAGUUGUUGUCCUGCCAGAGUGUGCUGAUAAUUUUUAAAGUUCAAGAUGCCACGUUAUUAUUGGAUUUGGCCACUGAUGGAGAUUUAUCUGCAUUUGCUAUUGGCUGACAACCAAUGGCUGCCAAGGCUAAAAAUGUUGUGAUCUUCUUUCCUCAUUUUAAAAGAAUAUACUGUAAUGAAUACAUGUAAAUAAUAUUAAAGCAUUGCCAUACAGUAACUGGUA
Coregonus clupeaformis (lake whitefish) is the source of this 3298-nucleotide messenger RNA. RefSeq names its product angiopoietin 1 (gene angpt1). The transcript has 9 exons. The record is from RefSeq and is a predicted model, not a curated record. Gene Ontology annotation, biological process: angiogenesis; Tie signaling pathway. Gene Ontology annotation, molecular function: receptor tyrosine kinase binding. NCBI's taxonomy places the organism in Eukaryota, Metazoa, Chordata, Actinopteri, Salmoniformes, Salmonidae. The coding region runs from base 561 to 2180 and encodes 539 amino acids.